Molecule: messenger RNA, 4220 nt
Organism: Psylliodes chrysocephalus
Lineage: Eukaryota; Metazoa; Arthropoda; Insecta; Coleoptera; Chrysomelidae
Source: the annotation of a GenBank genome assembly
CUUUGACAUUUGCGAUUUUGUUUUUUACAAAAAAUACCAAAACAAAAAGUUGUUUUUAUACAAAGUCAAUGAAAUCGUUAUUUUUAACACAAGUAGCACAACUUUCCGAAAUAAGAAUAUAAAUAUAGUUUACAAACCUAACCGAUAUUCGUUUAAUAACAACAACUUACAAAUUUAGGUUAAUGUGUUUUCUCCUAAUUUGAUCAAUACUUUUUGUUGACUAUCAUAUUUAUAAGUAAAUUCCAUAAAUUUGCGUGAAACACUCCUUUUAAUUACGUCAACAUGUAAAAAAUAGAUGUCGCAUUUAGCCCUGGAAAAUAUAGCACACGCAAUUUGAAAGAUUGAUUACCUAGGGAGCCUUCAGAGCUAAACACCAUUUUAUAAUUAGUCUUAUUUUAACAGAAGAUAACAAUGGUAAGAGUGAUUUCAGUGCAUCAUUUUGCAAAUCAACACAUCCAAGUAGUAGAACAGCCAACAGCAUGUACAGUUGCACCUCCAAAUCGGUUGCUUUCAGCCCUUAUGAAUAAUUGUGUAGAAGUUAGGGAUUUAAGUAAUGAUUCUGAGAUAAUAUUUUCUUUUCCUACUGUGGAUGAAGUUGUUCAAAUAGUUCACUGUCUAAAUGGUGACUAUGUUGCUACUUUGGAAACAAAAUUUAAUCGCCAAAAUAAAGAGAUCAAUUUUGUCCGAAUUUAUAUUAAUUGGGAUAGCAUUGCAACUUUACAGCAAUCUAAAAUGACAAGUAGUGGUGUAAGUCUUGGUUCUUCAGAAUGUGGGAUGGUCCAGCCCAUGAGAGCUAGAAUUGCAGGUAGAGUCACACCCACUACUAACCAGUCUGAACUAGGUAGUCUUGAGAUGAUCGAAGUACCAGUUAAGAGGAAUCCAAAUUUUGUUGAAUGUUGUCAGGUGUCUGGAAACCUAUUAAUACUUUCAGAAAAAUUCAUAAACAUAUAUUCAUUCCAAAUUAAAACACAUGAUAUUUCUAAAAUGAGAUUUGUCGAUUUUGAGGAACUUCCCAUUUUGAUUGAACUGUCAUUUAACCCUUAUCAAGUGUCAUUUUGUGAAAAUUACAUUGCUUGCAUGAGUAAAGAUGCUUUUUAUCUAUUUAGAAUAUCUGAAAGUGUUAAAAGGGAAAAUAGCGAAUUAAAUUUAUGCUGUGAAACAGAUUUUAGCUACAUUUACCCCAAUAAUGGCCCAAUAGAUUAUAAAAAAUUGUUAAAAGAUGAACUGUUGAAUGCAUCCAAAGACAAAAUAACUGUUAAUUUACCCACUAUAGUUAAAGAAAAUAGUAUAAUUCACAAAAGUAGCCCAUUUACAUUUAGUGAUAAAGAUAUAUCUGGGAUAAUUAGAUCAACUGCUAUUGUAGAAACCAAGAGUGUUCAAUACAAAAUUGAGAAUCUAAUACAAUUAAGACUUUUAUCGAUUCUGAUCGAAAGCGCUCAAAGGCAAGUGACAGAAGAAUUCAAGAGCAUGAUUUUGCGACCUAUAUAUAUAGAUCAAAGCUUAAAUAAAUCGUCAUCAAAAGAUUCCAAUAAGAAAUUCUUACACAGCGAUUUUGAUAAAUGUCUUAAUAGCGUCAUGUGCAUUGUUGCUACCCAGCAAGAGGGUUAUUUAUACCAUUUUGAUGACAAUGUAACAUGUGCUGAUAGAGACAAUUGCCUGGCUGUAUACCCCUUCACAGCUCCAGUUUUUAAAUUAGUUAUGGAAGAAUAUUUAUUGCACGCUUUAACUGAGACAGGCCUGGAGUCAUAUACGUUGAGAUAUGGGCAUCAGUUGUGUAGGAACUUCGAACUUAUUGAUAAUAUAAAUGUGGCGUGUCCCUCAGUGUCUGAAUCCAUCUGCCUUGUGGGGUUGAGGCCCUUCUUGGGAGUUGAACAAAUUUUACUAACAGAAAAUCACAUGAUUCUUUUGGCCAAUUCUGAAACAUCACCUGCACAUUCGGCUAGUUCGAACAGCAGUUCAAAUGCAUCGUUUCUAACGUUAUAUAAUCUUGAACUUCCCUCGCCUAAAAUGAUUUUCAAUGACAUUUCUAUUGUUGCCAAUGUUCACAGAUUUACAUCGGUACAAACUUACUGCCAUUUGAUGAGUGAAGCCCAUAUGGUGCUCAGAUUGACGCUUCUGUUAAAAAAAUGGACAAUGACUGAUGAUAAUGUAAAGUUAAUAAUAGCUAAAAAGAGCAAUAACGAUGACGUUAUUGAGACUUACAGAAUUUCUUGUGCGCUUUUGGGUGAUCAUUUUGUCAUGUGCAGCAAUGAGGAUGAUUACAGCUUAGCUGUACCGUACUACAAAAUGGCUAGAGUACUACCAGCGGAAGUGUUGAAGAGGGUUAAAAAAAUACAGGAGCAAUCUGGAAAUCAUUCUACAAAGGGCUUAAUGUUCUAUCUUAAAAACACAUUAUUGGACGUUAAAGCUGGACCGGACGCAGAUAAAAUAUUUGGUUCUACGUCGAAACAAAACUUUUCAGAAUCGAUCUUGGUUUUAUUAGAACAUCACAGUUACGAGGAUCUUCCAAAUUUGAUAUUGAAAAGCAAAAUAUUUAGAGAGUACUCCACGGAUAAACUGAUUUGUAUUUUGAACGAAAAAAUGUCUGACAAUUUUCCAAAAACGUCUGAAAAACAUUUAGCCCUAACUCUUCUCUACAUUCUUAAAUGCAAUUCAUCAAAAGCACAAGAUCAUUUAGACAAAAUCACGAGGGAUAAUUUGUGUUGGCUUAUUUUGGAUAAUUACGAUUUAUUAUUCGAAACCACUUAUUGUCCCCAAAAUAGAAAUAAGAGCGUAACCACUUUUUCGGAACUGACCAUUUUGCUUAUCGGUAUAUGCCCGGAAUUGUUGUCCUCUAUCUUCGUAAAUCUCAUAAUGGAUAAGAAGGUCAUUAAUUUGAGCAAGAUUAUCAAGGUGUUUUUGGAAUAUUUGCCAUCGAGCAUAAGCAGCGAUAGCAGCUGUGCAAGAUUGGUUCUUCAAAAAACCAUAGAAAUGUAUUUCGAACGAUAUUUUUCAAAGCCAGAAAAUAUCGAUUUAACUAAAGUUGUAUACGAAAGAGGUGCUAGCGAGGCUUUGAAACUUCUAGUCAGAUCUUAUCUUUCCGAGUUACAAAUACAGCAGAUAAGAGACGAAAGUAUCAAAGAUGGAAGGAAUAUAAAUUGUAAUCGAAAUAUGGAAAAGGAGGUAUAUGAAGAUGAAAACGACGACACCAACAAAGACAGGCAUCAAGAAAAAUUGGGCUACAAUCGGAUAAAUAAAACCUAUUUCGAAGAACAAGUUAAAAAACCCAAAGAUUCCUAUCUGUUUUCGAGUCUCCGUUACGAAUAUUUAGAUAAAAUGCCGCCGUUUCAAAUAGAGAUUACCUCGAAAUUGUAUGAGGCUUGCAUCGAAGAUUACCCCGCCAAAGAACAGGGUGGACCCAAUGAAAAAGCUGAUAUUAUUUUAAAAAAAUUGCAGGCUUUGCUGUGUAGCCAAGUUGUCCCUAAACAAGUUAUAAUUGAGGUUAAUGGUUAUCUAUCUGUUAAUGAAACACUUAGAGGCAACGAAAGUUUGCAGUCAAUUACAAUGUUGACCAACGAUGCUACUUUAUUAUUAAUAGACUCGUGUCCACAGUGUCUUCUUCAAUUUGGCAAGGAUAGGUUUACCAGAACCGAUGAAUGGAAGUUCUUAAUAGCCACCGUACAACGAAGAAUUUUGAAGUUAUCCCAAACAGAAAACGUUAGAAGAGUGUGCUUUUUCCACAAGAAGAUUUUAAAAGAUAUUUUGACUUAUGUGGCCUCUAACAUGACCCUCGACCAAUUAAUACAAGUAUUUCCUCAGCGAUUUAGCACAAACCAUCGAGAUUCUAAUCACAAAGAAUCUGCCGAGAUUUCGCCGAAAUUUAAAGAUUCGCAUGAAAAAUCCGAGUUUGCUUAUAGCGACGAAGAUCUCGAUAUAUUAAGGGAAAUACAAAACUACGAACCUUUUGUCACUAUUUGCAAGGAAACCAUGCACGCUAACCAAAUAAAUAAACUUAUUACCACAACUGGGCAGCAGUUGUUGUGUUCACUUAAUUUGUAAUAACCUAUAACACCGUAUUUUGAUUCUUUUGGAAAAAGUUUUAUUAAAUGAAUAAAGGUCAACUAUUGGUUAAUGUUAGUACAUAGAAAUGCCGCGUUUGAGAAUCCACAUCGGAUGCAUUUUUUACAUUUCGACGUUUUUUUUAUCCACAUCGGACACAUCUGUCCCAUUAGAUUUACGUA